UUCUCGAUGUAUGCACAGUGAUACGUGAAAGCAUUGCGACAGGAGGGAUAUCAAUUUGAAAGUCAUUUAAUAAAUUGUGAGAGUCAAUGAAUGACUGUAGCUUUCAGAUAAGAAGAUUCUUCAUUCGUUCCACGUAUCUUAUUGAACUUUCGAAACAUUCAUUCUCUCCUCUCGUUCCACAAUCCACCGAACAUGCAGCGCUCGAGUCUCGAAGAAAUUUUAGAACAACAUUUGCCCGAUGCAGAAUUACGCGAAGUGAAGCGGAUUUUGUUUGGCCGAGAAAUCGAGAGUUUGACUUUGCCAGAAGGGACCCCAGAAGAAAAUUUUGAGGUCAAAGGAUGGAGGAUAAAAUCUGCUAUCACCGAACAAAUUCGUGCUCCUCGCAUUGUCCGGGUUGGAAUCAUUCAACAUUCUUCUGUACUGCCAACGGAUAGACCAAUUAAAGAACAAAGGGAUGCGAUACAUGAGAAAAUACACAAAUAUGUUGAGCAUGCAGCCAGUUGCGGAGUCAACAUUGUUUGUCUCCAGGAAGCAUGGACUAUGCCUUUUGCAUUUUGCACUAGAGAGAAAUAUCCAUGGUGCGAAUUCGCAGAGGAUGUGGAAACCGGACCUUCGACCGCACUAUUGUCCAAGCUGGCAAAAAAAUACAAGAUGAUCAUCAUUUCACCAAUACUUGAAAGAGAUUCAAAGAACGGAGACACUAUUUGGAACACCAGUGUUGUUAUAUCAGAGAGUGGCCAAGUUUUGGGUAAACACAGAAAAAAUCAUAUACCUCGUGUGGGAGAUUUCAAUGAAUCGACUUAUUACAUGGAGGGUAACACGGGUCACCCAGUAUUUGAAACCUGCUACGGACGCAUCGCCAUAAACAUUUGUUACGGAAGACAUCAUCCGUUGAAUUGGGCAAUGUUUGGCAUCAAUGGAGCAGAAAUUGUAUUUAAUCCUUCAGCAACAAUCGGAGCCCUAUCCGAGCCCUUGUGGCCGAUCGAAGCACGUUGUGCAGCUGUAGCGAACAGUUACUUCACUUGUGCUAUUAAUCGUGUCGGAACGGAAAUAUUUCCCCGAGAAUUUACUUCGGGCAAUGGCGAACCGGCUCAUCGUGAUUUUGGGCAUUUCUAUGGCUCGAGUUAUAUCACCGCUCCGGAUGGAACUCGCACCCCGGGCCUCAGUCGUCACAAAGAUGGUCUUCUCGUAGCCGAUCUCGAUCUCAAUUCUUGUCGUCAGACUAAAGACAUUUGGGGUUUUCGGAUGACUCAGAGAUUGGAUAUGUACGCGAAAGAAUUGGCGAAAGCCACUCAGCCGGAUUUUGAGCCUCAAAUAAUCAAAAAGUAAUUGCUGGUUGGAUUAAAUAUUUCAAAAGCUAUAAACAGAAGAACGUACAAUGUUUUCUUCCUGAAAUUACACAAAAGGAGAUAUAUUUUUUAUGAAAUAAAUUACUACUGAAAGAUC
Messenger RNA from Venturia canescens, 1446 nucleotides. It is a transcript of the gene pyd3, whose product is annotated as beta-ureidopropionase pyd3. The transcript is spliced from 6 exons. The record is from RefSeq and is a predicted model, not a curated record. Bases 193 to 1329 code for a protein of 378 amino acids. Lineage: Eukaryota; Metazoa; Arthropoda; Insecta; Hymenoptera; Ichneumonidae. Gene Ontology annotation, molecular function: beta-ureidopropionase activity.